Messenger RNA from Cuscuta europaea, 620 nucleotides. The record is from the annotation of a GenBank genome assembly. NCBI's taxonomy places the organism in Eukaryota, Viridiplantae, Streptophyta, Magnoliopsida, Solanales, Convolvulaceae.
CAACAAUUUCCAAAUCCACCUGCCCACGCUAUUCCGAUCUCUCUGGCAGAAUAUUGAUCGACGCACCUUCUUCAUCCCUGGGUGUUCUCUUCCAACUACACUCAUCUUCUUCAUCCUUCAAGUGUUCUCCAGAAGAUGAUGAAUUUGACGUUCUAAACUGGUGGAAGGGAAAAGAAAGAAUGUUCCCUGUUUUAGCAAAGAUGACUAAGCAAGUGCUAUCAAUGCCGGUUUUAGCAAACAGUUGCCGUGGAACAAGAAUUCAGUUCGCCGGCAACGUCCUUACGCAAUCUAGAACGAGCUUGAGCGCAGAAUCUCUUGAGACGCUUAUAUGCUACCACGAUUGGUUGAAGGCGGCCUGUAGAGCUCAAGAAAUGAGCAUCACUCAUUCCCAACACUUUAUGGAUGAAUCAACAACCGAUGGUGGCUCUACCUAUGUCGGAGAUUCCGAUUGAUUAGUAUUUGAAAAUUUAUUAUAAAAUGUAUUUCAUAUUUUUAAUUUAUCCUUCAAUUCUCAAUUGUAAUUUGUAAAGGGGUUUGUCCUCAAAUAAUACUAAUUAAAACCAUUUGGACAAAAAGAGACUUUUCUUUUAAGUUCCAAAAAUAAGACUGAAUAAUACUUA